CAUAAAUGAGUCAUCAAUUACACAAACUAAAGAAAUGACAAAUAAAUUGUAAGGUUUUUUGAAUUUUCUGUCACACGUCCAUUUUUGGGUUAUAGCUAACGGGUCAAAUUUUUAUUGGAACGCUCUGUGAAGCAUAUACUCUCAAGUUUCUAGUAGUGAGAGAAGAGAAGGGUCUGUUUGAACUUUACAUAUGCAGACCGUUUAGACAAGAGUUUAUGACAGCCUUUCUUAUCAGUUUUGGAUUUUUUCUUCGUCCUCCUAGCUUCAAAAUUUCAAUUCUCUACCAUAAGUAUUCCUGAAUAACUUUUCCGUCGCUUUCGAGUGUUAUUUCACAUUGGUCCUUCGAGCCGGAUAUGGUUUUGCCUGUGAAAGGUAAAACAAUUCUUCCAAAAAAAUCCCAUAUUUCCUUCUUGUUCCUCAGCUACGGCACUAAUUCGAUAUUUUGCAGAUAGCCUACAGACGAAAAUUGGUCAUCGAACCGAAUGUGAAUCAAAACUUGUCCCUGAUAGGAAAAAGGCUCGAUUUGCGACGAAAGCACAUGAAAAAAACCUGCAAACUUCUAGGCUUGGACCGCCAAGGUAACGACAGCCUACACAGGCCCAACCCAUGGGAAUUUCUGGUAGACAAUAAGCACCAUCUCGUCUGGUGCAACGUCUUCAAAGCUGCCAGCACUUCCUGGAUGUACAACUUCAACAUAUUAGCAGGCUACAGUCCUCAGUUCUUGAAGAAGAGCAAACUAGUGCCUAUGACUUUAGCGAGGCAAAGAUAUCCCCGUCCUUCUCUGUUCGCUCUGCGAAAGGCUUUCAACACAUCCAUCUCGUUUUUAAUAGUACGCCAUCCGCUAGAACGACUGCUUUCCGCUUAUCGGGACAAACUCCAAUAUGCUCUGCCACAUACACAUCACAAAAAACUCGGCAACGAAAUCAUCAUGAAGUACAGAUACAGAAGAAAGCAACAGCGCAGCGUCUUCUCCCAAAAAUGGCCGACAUUCCCGGAGUUCGUCGAUUACCUGGUGGAUUCGGUGCGACAGGGCGAACGACUCGACAUGCACUGGAGCCCCAUCGUUGAGUUCUGCACGCCCUGCAUGUUCGACUUCCAGGUGAUCGCCCACACCGAGACCCUGCAGGAGGACCAACAAUACCUCAUCGAAAUGGCGCAUCUAGGCCACCUGAUUCGGCCAGAGUGGAGGAACGCGGGAAAGGGAAACACUGGGAAUCAAGUGGCCAAGUAUUACUCGCAGCUGACGAGGUCGCAGAUUCUGCAGCUGUACCACAUUUACAGGUACGAUUUCGAACUGUUCAACUACUCCAUACAGGGAUAUCUCGAGCUAGGCAUACCAGACAAAGACCCAUCUAACCUUUUGGAUGCAAUAACGAUGAAGGAUUUCCAUCAGAACGAUUCGCCCAAGGUCUAUUGAACGAGGAAGGUAGAAUAAAGCAUACCUGAGUACAAAACGUAUCCGUCUUCAAGGCCCUAUAUCAAACUCAAUGAAUUGUGAUAAAUUAUCGAUAGUUUCCUAGUGCUUAUCUGUACUCGGUGCUUGGAAUUGACUAAUCGAAAUUAUUAACAUGUUAGAAGUUGUUUACCAUAUUAAAAUUCCAGUUACGUAUU
Molecule: messenger RNA, 1611 nt
Organism: Leptinotarsa decemlineata (Colorado potato beetle)
Lineage: Eukaryota; Metazoa; Arthropoda; Insecta; Coleoptera; Chrysomelidae
Product: carbohydrate sulfotransferase 11
Biological process (GO): carbohydrate biosynthetic process
Cellular component (GO): membrane
Molecular function (GO): sulfotransferase activity
Source: RefSeq, a predicted model, not a curated record